GCUGGUGAACCUUUUACAUUGCUAGGCCGAAAGGUCGCACUUUAGAACAAGUCCAAAUGUUCUAAUACUCCUAUAAAACUCUAUAUCAAGAAGAGUUGCAGAAUCUCCAAAUCAAUUUCUUUUGGCUCUGCAAAGCAUUAUGAUCAUCAAUUUCGGUCAUGAUGAGGUAACUGCUAAUGAUGCGGCUACAAGGAACAUACUGAUUCAGUUCUGGGAAGCAAGCACCGAGGCUAUUGAAGGGGGUCGAAGAUACUGUGAGCUUACCAUACCGGAAAAUUCAUUUGAAAUUCUUCCAUAUGAAGUCGGAGGCCUAUCAUUGUACCGGAUGCACUCCAUUUCUUGUACUCAUAGAAUACAACUUGAUGAUGAAGAAGAUGACUACAUAAUACAGAGUAAGCAGCAAGAGGGAGUAAUUAGUCGCGUAUUCAGGUAUAAAAGGCCUGAGAUGACUCCUCACAUAUCUUUUUACUCUUUACAUGAAUACCCACAUAGAGAGUUUGCUAUAAGUUGUGGGAUUCAGCCUUCUUUGUGUUUCCCUCUAUUUAAAACUGCUGAUUGUUCUGGCCACCCCCGGGGUGUUGUUGAACUUGUCUCCACUUGUGAGCAAGAUCUUGAAAACUUCAAGCAGUAUUUUGAGUCAUGCUUCUUUGUACAGAAAAUGAGGAUGUAUACAUCAAGAGACUAUAUAUUAUUCAACUUUUUAAGAAAAAAUGACCUAAAUCCUGCACUCUGGCAAAUGGACCAUGUCUUGACACUGGUGUGUCAAAAAUUCCCUUUGCGUCUUGCUCAAUUCUGGGUCCUGACCAACCCUAACUCAGGAGCCCUCAGCGUAAUGUCUCAGAAAAGUAAUCUAGAUUCCGAAGAGUUAGCACCCUUGUGUAGGUUCAAAGAUGCUUGUUUGCAGACGCACUUGAACAUAGGUGAAGGCCUUGUUGGCAAAACAUGUCUAUUCCGUAAAUCCUUUUCUUGCAGGAAUAUAACAGAAUUCAACAUUACUAACUACCCCUUGGCACACUAUGCACGAAGCUGUGUAUCAAUUGCUUGUUUUACAAUAUUCUUGCGUAGCUUUUUCCCACCAUUUGAAGAAUGUGUACUAGAGUUCUUUCUGCCUUCUCAAGAACUGUCUAAUUAUUACCCUCAAACCAUGUCGAACACUCUAUUGACAACAGUGAAGGAGCAUCUUCCAUAUUAUACAUUUGAUUUAGGAGAAGAAUUGGGACAAGUGCCAACAUUAGAAGUUAUCAACUCUUCUUCAACCAGGGAAAUAUUUAAACAAACACACAAGAAUGCCGUUGCAGUAAUCAAUUUAGAUGAAUUGGAAGAAUCACCUGUUAAGCGAAUAGAACCUCAGUCUCUCACUCCUAAACCUAAUAGGUCUAAAGAAAUUAUUGAUGAGGCAAACACUAUGGAGAUCAAUCAUUUCAGCCUGGAGAUUACUCUGGAAGAGGCUAUAAGGAACAGAGAAUACACUGUGGCUGCUAGAAGAGUAGAUGAACUGCUCGAAGACGUUGGACAUGAUAAGACAACUGCAGCUGGUUCUAGUUCACAAACUAGGAUAUCACUACCUCAUCAAGAAGUCGAAGUAGAAAAAGUGACAGUCGAUACUUCAGUUCAGAAACUGAUCCUGUCAGAAGAUUUUUCCCGAAUAAAGAACAAAGGGAUUAUUGUGGGAGCAGAAAAUGUUGAUAGACCAAUCCAAUUUGUGAGCAAAACAAGCUUACAGGAUGAAUUAGAAACAGAGAAACAAGCAGAAAAGAAAUUCAGUUAUGAGAGUCUUAGUCAGCAUCUUGGAAGGCCACUAGACGAUGUAGCAAAGAGAUUUGGGAUUAGUCGAUCUACAUUUAAACGCAAAUGUAGAGAUCUUGGUAUCAAAAGAUGGCAAUAUGGAAGGAGAAGUACGGAUGACAAUAUUUCCUCCAAGCUCAGAGAAAGAUUGAAUGCUAAGGAACCGAGUAGAAGAAACUUUACUUGUUCAGGCAUUUCUUCCAUGCAGGAUAAAUGCCUGAACAAGGUUGCUACUGCGGAUAAAAGGCAAGACCCGAAGAAGAUGAUUGUAGAGGCAACAUACUACGAUGCUACCAUAAGAUUUGAACUACCUGGUUUUACAAUUGCAGAAUUAGAAGAUGAUAUCAACGAGAGGCUGCACUUGGAGAGAGAAAGUUUCGUCAUGAAGUAUCAAGAUGAUGAGGGUGACUGGAUAUCAAUUGCCUGCGACGAAGACUUGCAGGAAUGCGUGGAAAUAUCAAAAUCAUCAAACAAUACAACAAUUAAGAUGUCGCUGGAUCCGCGUGUUAAUCCCCAGGCACAGUGAAUACAGAUGUCACCUUGCUCCUAACACUAAAGAACUCAUGGUUCUCUGUCUCCGUAUGUCAGUACUGUAAUUUCAAUCCUGUCUUUGUUGUAAUUUAGCCUACAUGAACGUGAAGAUGCAUUAGCGUUUAUCCAUAAA
Molecule: messenger RNA, 2449 nt
Organism: Daucus carota subsp. sativus
Lineage: Eukaryota; Viridiplantae; Streptophyta; Magnoliopsida; Apiales; Apiaceae
Product: protein NLP3
Exons: 6
Coding region: 140-2311 (723 amino acids)
Molecular function (GO): protein binding; DNA-binding transcription factor activity
Source: RefSeq, a predicted model, not a curated record